Monosiga brevicollis MX1 is the source of this 3381-nucleotide messenger RNA. RefSeq lists its product as uncharacterized. Gene Ontology annotation, cellular component: membrane. The record is from RefSeq and is a predicted model, not a curated record. The transcript has 9 exons. NCBI's taxonomy places the organism in Eukaryota, Choanoflagellata, Craspedida, Salpingoecidae. Bases 1 to 3381 code for a protein of 1126 amino acids.
AUGGACUUUUCAGACUGGGGCUCACUCUCUGCCCUUGCAUUUGCUUGCAUUUCUCUCUCUCUCUCUCUCUCUCUCUCUCUCUCUCUCUCUCAUAUAUCGGAGAGCAGCGCGCCAACGGCAGCGCCAACGGCAGCGCCAUCGAUCCCGCACCAACUUGGAACACUCACUUCCACCAGCACCUCGGUUCAGGCCAAGACCUUGACUUGGGUUGGCAACACCCUCUCCCUGAGCGCCGACUACAAUUGGGAUAUGCCUCCCUCCAGCGGCGUACAGGCAUUGAAUCUCAGCACAGCCGAAGACUACGUGCUCACGGUGGACGGCGCGAUCGAGACCAAAACCGUCAUGUUUCCGUCCUCGGGCCGCCUCGUCUUUGGAAACACGGGUGGUUUCAAUUUUGCUACCACACCCAAUGGUCAAACCACCAGCACGUUUCAAACCCCCAACGCCACUGAUCCUGGCUGGUCCUUUACCUGCUCUAACAACUGGGCCUCGUCGGGUUCUGCGUCAGUCCCCUGCGACACGGACAUUGUGUCCCUUUCCGCAGGCGCAUCCUAUUACUUUGUGGCCGACCCGCGCUUUUCAGCCCUUCCCGUGCAGCGCAUCGAAGUUGAUGACAUGCGUCUCGACUCGCUGGUGAGCCAGCCCGGGAUUGCCGGUAACAUUGCCAACCGCAUGGAGAUCAACACAAACAAUUGCCUCCUCAAGGGUGGCGAUGAGCAGUGCAUUUGUCUGGACACGUGCAGUGAUGACACGACCCAGGUGUCUCGCUUCCUCACGGCUCUUGGUCGUGCUGCCGACGACGUUCUUUCCAACCUGGCCACUGAAGCUAGCAACAACUAUGCCAUGACUUUUGACAUUAACGCCAUUACCCAUGGCUACAGCCCAGCCCAGUUGGCUUUGUCGAGCCUGACUUCGGACGACCGCCUCAUCUCGCAUUUUGAGCAUGCUCUGACUGCCUUUCUCAACGCCUCGGACGUCUCGCAGAGCUCCAUGUCGAUUGACAGCAGCACCUUGCUAUGGUCCUCUCGCGUCAAGGCCAUGAGUGCACGCCUACAGAACAUCAACGGCGACCGGGUCCCCACCGCCCUCACCGUUACGUCUUCCCAGCUCGGCCUAGCUUCUGCUUUUCCCUUGGUGGCGGGUUUUGAAUUGGCCGCCUACCAAGCCACCGCGGCUGCCCUCUCCGCUCGCGCCCUGAGCGUGGCCGUUGAUGCUGCCACUACCGACUGUGCCACCGGUAUCCGGGACAAGUGCAGCACCAUUGUGGACCACCUCAUUACCCUACUCGUGUUCUUGGACGAUGCCGAGUUCGCCCUCAAGGAAGCAUGCCCGAGCGGCGUGUGCGGUGACAUGGCCGAUAUCCUCAACUCUCUCAAAGGCAGCGAUGUCAGCAAGUUUGGCUGGCUCCUCCCCGGCCACGUUUUCCAUGACAUGGCCUUUGGUAUCGCUUCUGAUCUGGCUGAUGCGGUCUUGCCCAUCACCUUUUACAACAUCUUGCUGGCCGGUGCUACCAACGCCGGCACUCAGGUGGCGGCCUACUCUGACCUCCUGCCGAUUGUCAAGUUUGCCGAGGCGCCCACCUUUGACGUGGGUGCUGGCAUUCCGAUUCACAUGAUGCGCCACAUGAUCAACCAGUACAACGCUGAACCACUGCUGCACUUUGUGGAUCUCUACGUGCGUGGCACGCAACCCGUGGUUCGGCCCGUGCAUCUCAGCCUGGAGAUUGCCCGCCGCAAUCGACGCGAUCUUCUUGACAUUUACUCUGCCCAGUUGACGAUGGACUACAUUGCCACUUGUGCGUCCGAGGCCGAUUGCUCCUUCAGUGCCUCCGACACCCUCCUCUUUACCCAAUUUGAGCAGCGCAUCAACUCGGCCGUUCUCAAGUAUGCAGCUGGUGGCAACAUUCAAUACCACCCCUGCUUUACCCCGGCUUCAUUCUUGGCGCCAGAAGAUGGCAGCUGGGAUUACGAUUGUGUCGAAUCCACUGCCGUUGAAUGGGCAGUGAGCCACUGUCGCUGGGCACCCUGCUAUCCAGCCCCUGAAGCCGACAUUGCUGACUUUAUCUUUGAGAUUAUCAAGUGUGACAACGAUGGGCCCAAACCCGACGGCACUUGCUACGUGAACAACACGGCAGCCAGUGGUGCGGCCGGCGUGCAUGCCGCUGCCGCGUAUCAGACCGCACUGGCCCGCGCCGCGAAUUACAUCUCCACAAUGAGUACCUCCUCCACCAGCUCCACCUCGUCGACCUCCUCGACCUCCUCCACCAGCUCCACCUCGUCGACCUCUUCCACCUCCUCCACCUCCUCCACCUCUUCCACCUCUUCCACCAGCUCCACCUCUUCCACCUCUUCCACCAGCUCCACCUCUUGGCUGCUGACCACCGAGGCCUCUGGUGCUAGCACGGCGGCGUCGAGCGGGUCGGCAUCUUCUAGCCAAGAUCAUGUGCCGCUCAUUGUGGGUUGCACGUGUGCCGUAGUAGUGGUAUGUGCUGCCAUGGGUUUGGCCGCUUACAUGCGACGCACCCGCCCCACCAAUGAGAGUGAUACCGAGCGUCAAGCUGAUGCAGGCAGCAGGACCCGAGACAUGGUGGCCUUUCAGAACCCGCUUUACGACACCCAGAAGAACGGUGCCCCUGCCGACGAUCCACUCUACAGCGACAAUGCUUAUGACUUUGCUGCUGACGCGGGGGAUGGCUUUGACCACUACAUGGAGCCAAAUGAUUUUUCUGGCGACUAUUUGAACUGUCAGGCCCAUGACCUAAGUCAGGAAUUGGGUGGGGUUUGCUGCAUUCACACUCAAGUCGCGCUCACUCAAACACACACACACACACACACUCCCUCUCCCUCUCCCCCCCUCUCUCUCUCUCUCUCUCUCUCUCUCUCUCUCUCUCUCUCUCUCUCCGCUUUCUCUCCCUGUCACAUGACGAUAGGGUUGCUCGGUGCAGCAGGAGAUCUAAGGCACAGCAGUGGUGCGCGGGUCCUAGAGAAUGGUGCAACAGCAGAAGGCAUAUUGGUUGCCUUCCUUAUCCUCGCAAACUACAAUGUGCAAUCCGGACGAGGCGGAUCGGCAGUCAGCAAGCUGCACGUUGCUGUCGAAGGUGGCGGUCCCACUAUGAAGAAACUCUUUUAUCGAGAUUCCCGACCUACGUUUGAGGAGCGUGCUCACCUGGCAAGGACAAGCCAUCUGAUCCCAAGCAGAGAAGAGGCCCAGGCUCGACACUGCCAUUCGCGACGGCUCCAGCAAAUGCUCGAAAGAAAUUUGAAUAUGUCAGACAGACCCAUUUUCUUUGUUUGCUUGUGUGUGUGUCUCUCUCUCUCUCUCGCUCUCUCUCUCUCGCUCUCUCUCUCAAACUCUCGCUUUUUCUCUCGCUGCAUGUCUUGA